UGCUGCAGCGCAGAAAGAAAGAAGGUGAAGGUGAAAGGGGAGAAGCGCUUUGGGGGGCAAGCAGGGAAGGCAACGCGUGCCAGCGGUUACACACGAUACAGCCGGCCCCUCAGGAAAACAACUGGAUUCAGCCCUUGUACAGCAGCUGUUGUGCUGUUUCCACGUCUUGGGAAAGGACAGGAUAACCAUGCUCGGCUUCUGAAAAUUCAACCUGCAUCUUAAAACGCAAUGUCCCUCUUGUUCUCCCGCCCAAAGUCCAUCAUCACCGGCAAGAAGGACAAGAGACACAUGGCAGACGUGACCGCCUCCCCACUCAAGCACUUCGUCACCGCCAAGAAGAAGAUCAAUGGCAUUUUUGAACAGCUGGGUGCCUACGUCCAGGAAAGCGCUACGUUUCUGGAGGAAACGCACAAGAAUGUGGAGCUGGACCCCGUCACCACAGAAGAGCAGGUGCUGGAGGUCAAAGGCUACCUGUCCAAGGUCAGCGGGAUCAGUGAGGUGCUGGCCCGGCGGCACAUGAAGGUGGCCUUCUUUGGCCGAACAAGCAAUGGGAAAAGUACCGUGAUAAAUGCCAUGCUGUGGGAUAAGGUCCUCCCCUCAGGCAUCGGGCACACCACAAACUGCUUCCUACGUGUGGAGGGGACGGACGGCCACGACGCCUUCCUGCUCACAGAGGGCUCCGAGGAGAAGAAGAGUGUCAAGACGGUCAACCAGUUGGCCCACGCCCUCCACCAAGAUGAACUCCUGAAUGCUGGAAGCCUCGUGAGCGUCAUGUGGCCCAAUUCCAAGUGCCCGCUCUUGAAAGAUGACCUGGUUCUGAUGGACAGCCCGGGAAUUGAUGUCACCACUGAAUUGGACAGCUGGAUUGACAAGUUUUGCUUAGAUGCUGAUGUGUUUGUCUUGGUGGCCAACUCAGAGUCCACACUGAUGCAAACGGAGAAGCAGUUCUUCCACAAAGUGAAUGCCCGCCUGUCUCGGCCGAACAUCUUCAUCUUGAAUAAUAGAUGGGAUGCGUCUGCCUCCGAACCAGAGUAUAUGGAAGAGGUACGUCGGCAGCACAUGGAGCGCUGCACCAGUUUUCUGGUGGACGAGCUUGGAGUGGUGGAUCGCCCGCAGGCCGGAGACCGCAUCUUCUUUGUCUCGGCAAAGGAGGUGUUGAGCGCCAGGAUCCAGAAAGCUCAGGGGAUGCCCGAAGGGGGGGGUGCCCUGGCAGAAGGCUUCCAAGUGAGAAUGUUUGAAUUCCAGAACUUUGAGAGAAGAUUUGAGGAGUGCAUCUCACAGUCAGCCGUGAAAACAAAAUUCGAGCAGCACACGGUCCGGGCCAAGCAGAUCGCGGAGGAAGUGCGCCACAUCAUGGACUGCGUGCACACGGCUGCCCAGGAGCAGAGAGUUUACUGCAUGGAGAUGCGAGAGGAUCGGCAAGAGCGCUUAGGGUUCAUCGACAAGCAGUUGGAGCUGCUCACACAGGACUACAAACUGAAGAUAAAACAGAUCACGGAAGAAGCGGAGAGGCAGGUGUCAAAUGCGAUGGCCGAGGAGAUCCGCCGCCUCUAUGUGUUGGUGGAUGAUUUCCAACUGGAUUUCCAUCCCUCUCCAGUGGUUAUAAAAGUGUACAAGAACGAACUUCACCGGCACAUUGAGGAAGGCCUGGGUCGGAAGAUGUCGGAACGAUGCUCCGCCUCUAUCACGACAUCGUUGCACACCACGCAGCAAGAAAUGAUAGAUGGCUUAAAGCCCCUCCUACCAGCCUCAAUGCGGGGACAGGUAGACAUGUUGAUUCCCCGGCAGCGCUUUGCGCUGAGCUACGAUCUCAACUGCGACAAGCUUUGUGCUGACUUCCAAGAAGACAUCGAGUUCCAUUUUUCUCUCGGGUGGACGAUGCUCGUCAACAGGUUCCUGGGACCCAAGAGCAGCCGCCGGGCCUUGAUGGGUUACAGCGACCAGGUUCAGCGCCCUUUGCCUUUGACCCCCGCAAACCCCAGCCUGCCUCCCCUGCCUCAGGGAUCCUUGACCCAGGAAGAACUCAUGGUCUCCAUGGUGACUGGGUUGGCAUCGCUGACUUCCAGAACUUCGAUGGGCAUCCUUGUGGUUGGCGGAGUGGUCUGGAAGGCAGUGGGAUGGCGGCUGAUCGCUCUUUCCCUGGGCCUCUAUGGCCUCCUGUAUGUCUACGAGCGGCUCACCUGGACCGCAAGAGCGAAGGAGAGGGCCUUCAAGCGCCAGUUUGUGGAGUACGCCAGCGAGAAGCUGCAACUCAUCGUCAGCUACACGGGCUCCAAUUGCAGCCAUCAGGUCCAGCAGGAGCUGGCUGGCACCUUUGUUCAGCUCUGCCAGCAGGUUGAUGUCACGAGGGACGAUCUAGAGAAGGAAAUCGCUGCCCUGAAUCAGAAAAUCGAGGUCUUGGACUCCCUGCAGAGCAAAGCCAAACUGCUCAGGAAUAAAGCUGGGUGGUUGGACAGCGAGCUGAAUAUGUUCAUCCACCAAUAUUUGCAACAGAGCAGAUAAACGGAGAAGAGGGGGGCAGCCGUUCCUCACCCCGUGUUCCACUCGCUGGUGAUAACCGUUCUUGGCGAUGAGAGCCCCCGUGGGCACGCGCAGCAGCUAGUCGCUGGGCAGUCUCCAUUUCUGCCACGGGACUGAGAGAAUUCCACUUCCCUUCCGCAUGAUGAUCUUUUCUCGUCUUUGUUUUAGAAUCCUGUCACUUCCUGGUUAGGGAUCUUAAGCUCAGAAUUUAGCAGGAGAAAUGUCUGUGUUGAUGCAUUACCCGGUUAGUCAGGAGGUCCCUUCUCUGUUUCUGUUCAAGUUGCCGGUGAAAUGUGCCGAGAGAACCAGAUCCUGUCCAAAUCCCUUCCCGUGUGUUUGGAUUGAAAUUUAUUCUGGACUUCUCCCUCUUCCCCCAGACCUCAAAAAAAUGAAUUUCUUUUAGUUCGUAAAUCAGUCCUUCGUUCUGCGUGAUAAAGACACGAUCCAGCCAAAGCGGAACGCCUUUAAGUCGUGUUGGUCUCCAUGGAAAGGAUUUCAGCCUGCUUUUAAGCCUGUUGAAAUCCAAGAGCGAUAAAUGUGGUUUCAUUUUGGCUGGAUGGCGCCCGCUUUGAACAGGAGGUGAACCAUUUCUGGCAGGCCACGCCAUUCUGAGACGACACUCCCACAAACGCUUCCUCUCCGCGCUGAAAUAACCAACCGCUGGAGGUGGUUUGUGGUGUUUUGAGGGUUGAUGUUGGAGAAACGGCCUGGCGUGGCAGCUGCCAAGGCUCCAAAGCCCCAGGAAGACUCCACUGCACCUCGAUAGAGCAGCAUCCACUGAUGCAAUCGGGGGCCAUGUAGCCGAGGUAGGAUUUUGCCCUCUUGCCCGCAAGCCAUUGCCUUCUCAUACCCCUUCAACUGUGUCUGGGCAUAGAAAAAAGUAAUGGUAGCAGCUAGAAGGACUAAUCCCGACUUCCACUUCUUUGCCAGCUCUUCUUGGCAGUGAGUGCUGCCAGUCUCUGUGGCCGUCCCGGCUGGCUUGCUGUGUGAGCCAACAGCUGCAGCCACCGCCUGCUUUCAGCCUUUGUCUAAACGAGGAGCGGAUGACCAGGCAGGAGGAGGGAGAGGCCGUGGCAGAAGAGUGGGCUACCAAGAGGCACCUCGCCUGGCGUUCUGUAAGAUCUACAGUUAGCCCUGCCAGCAUCUGACCCGGGUUCUAGAUCUGUGUGCAUCCAGGCACCGUGCCAGUUGUGCCCCUAGCCAAAACUGAGUUUGCCUGGUUUGGUGAGCGGGGUAAGGUGCUUCCUGGCUGCGGGGUGGUGUGAAUCCUUGGAUGUAUGCAGGAUGCCCUAGUAUGUAAUGGAAUUGAUUUUUACUUCCUUAAAAGAGAGAGAGGUUUGCAUCGACAAAUGUACUGAACGAGAUAGGUGAACGCUCUCCCUUUCUCCCUCUUUCUGUCCUGCUCUUCAGCACCUUCCCUUUCCCUUGAGCAAAGUUUUUCAAUUCAGCUGUUCUUCAUCAUUGGAGUUCGCAGAGCUGUUGCAAAUACUGCUGAAUUAGAUAUCGAGUGUCCCCUGGGCCUAAAAGCCUCUGAGCUGUUCAUAGUAGUGUGUGGGAGUGAGGGAUGGGAAAUGCCCAGAGAGAAGGUCCCAGAAUGCAGCCGUAUGAAGAAGACCCCCCGAUACACAUAUGCACCCAAAAGCAGGCACAGAGCAGCGCCAUCCUGGUUGUAGGAAGUGACAAACUAGCGGAUUUGGGUCCCUUUGCAGUUUCUGUAUUUUUUUUUUAAUUUGCAAAAAGUGAAACUGCCCUUAGGUGAGUUGUUGAAAGAAAAUAUUUUGAUGGGUUCCUUAGCGUGGCCCCAGAAGGCCGUAUAAUGCAAAGGGAGACAAGAGAGCAGGGCAGGGUGAUAAGUUGGGAAUGGGCAUUCCGACUUCCCGUAUCUUCUUCCUCCUGUAUUAACUUGCAGGAGACAAAAGUCCUGAACACCCGGCCGAUCUUUGUGCAGACUUCGUGCAUGUAGCAGAGACGUAGGAACAAGUACCUUGGCCCCACCCCGCUUGCAAGCGAGUGCGCUGUCUCCCCUCACCAUACCUCUUAUACAUGUUUGCUCAAACAUGCCAUGGCACCCAGUGCUGGAUCUGUCCCUGUAACCAGGAACGUUGGAUUACAGGAAUGGAAACCACUGGGGCCACGUUGGGUGAGUCUCUGCAGUGUGUGGGGUCAGCUUUUUUGAUCCUACAUCUGUUGAAUGUACAGGGUUAAGUAAUACUUGGUAGGGCCGGUUGACAUGCUCCAAAAAUCUAUGUUGGGAGCUGUUUUCGUCCUGGAAGCAACCUGCAUGUAGGUAAUAGUGGGACACUUGCCCCAGUUGCAGGUACUCAGUUGGUUCACUGUAGCCAACCUCCUUUCUGCGACUGCUGGAUGGGAUAAUACACAUGUCGCUUGUGUGUCACUUCUUUGUAGAACUUUUUGAAAAGGCCCCCUUAGAUAGCAGAGGCCACUAAGGAGAGAGAACCCCUGCGUUCAAGAUUGCCCUCUUUUGAUCCCCCACCGGAAUCUCCACUUAAGAGUUGCUACGCCGUUGGUUUCCCCAUAAACCCAACUUGGCUGAAUUCUUUUGCCAGGUAGCAUUUCAGCAUUUUCAGCUGCUGGGGCCCAAGAGCUGUAUUCUGAUAGCAAAUCAGCCACAAACUACUGAACAGAGCUCAUAUUUUCUUGAAAACAGUCCUUUAGCCAAAUGCACUUUAUUUUUUAAAAAAAUUUUUACUGCUGCUAAGUUGAUUUCUACACAAUAUUUGUUUCCCCCUUUGGCUGAAUUUAUGGGGCUUUUCAAAAUCCUCUCAACAGGGUGUUUUCUCUCUGCUGUAUGUAAAGGCGGCCAGUUUGGUGGGUUUGGGCUCUUUUAUUGCAUGAAUUAAUUUUAUUGCCAUGGCCCCAUAAUUAAUAUCAGACACAAUAGCAAAAAUAAAAAAUGAAAU
Molecule: messenger RNA, 5441 nt
Organism: Eublepharis macularius
Lineage: Eukaryota; Metazoa; Chordata; Lepidosauria; Squamata; Eublepharidae
Gene: MFN2
Product: mitofusin 2
Exons: 19
Coding region: 229-2502 (757 amino acids)
Biological process (GO): mitochondrial fusion; mitochondrion localization
Cellular component (GO): mitochondrial outer membrane
Molecular function (GO): GTP binding; GTPase activity
Source: RefSeq, a predicted model, not a curated record